AUGACCUUUAAUCCCCAAACGCCUCAGAGCCCAUCGCAGUUCUCUCCAUCAACUGCGGACCCGCACUCUAGUAUGAAUAGCUCCAUGACAUCAGUAACCACCGCCUCUCUACCGACGCCGGCUCACAGCGUCAACAACUGCGACUCUUCUCACGACACAACUAUGAUUGACGCUGAGUCGCCCAACAAGCGCAAGCGUCUUGCCGACGACACGGGUGACCAAGAGCAGAAGAAAGCACACCUCGAGGAUCCUCGCAGACUUGGUAUUGAGAACCUUCAUCUGGAUGUCGGACCCAAAUACCUUCUCUUGAGAACUCCCCAUUCUGCGUCCUUUCCACGCACCUCGGAUGACCUCUUUGAGAGGUUUGGUCUGGCCGGCAUUGCUGCCGAGGUUGCACGGGUAAAGCCGAAUGGCGAGAAGAACGCCCUCCGAAAGACCUUCAAGGGUCAAAUCAAAAGUUUAGGCAUCAGUGGCUCCUUCGAGCCUGUUAAGAAGGAGAUCGAGGAUCCCGAGGGAUUCAUGCACAUGCUUGCAGCACCCGAAGAUGGUUGGUUUGUGCAUGAGGUCACCGGCAAGGAGAUCAAUAGAGGGUUUUCGGAUAUGGCUCUGGCCAACCUGACGCGCGCCAUGACAAUGGCCAAGGGUCCCAUUUCCAAGCAAGUAUGGGACAGCUCGGUUCUCGGCGAAUUGGCACCUCCGAAGAAGACCAAGGAUGACGCUCCGAAGCAAACUACCUCUGGCACACCUGCCGCAUCGGCAGCAUCUACCACCAAGACGAACAAGCUCCAAGUUCCACAGGGCGACCGCUUGCAGCGGACCAAGAAGAGAAGCUACAAGGACUCGUCCUUUGAGGGUUAUGGCGGCGGUUUCCCCGAUGAUGAUCUCGGUGCUGAGACCGGCUACUCUACAGGAGAGGGUGAAGAUCGGUCGGCCAAAAAACGGAGAAAGCAGAACCCUGGCAUCGCGUCGUCAUUGAGUGGAGGCAUUCGCCAGGCAGUACGAUAA
Messenger RNA from Pestalotiopsis fici W106-1, 1005 nucleotides. RefSeq lists its product as uncharacterized. Lineage: Eukaryota; Fungi; Ascomycota; Sordariomycetes; Amphisphaeriales; Sporocadaceae. Gene Ontology annotation, biological process: regulation of transcription by RNA polymerase II. The transcript has 3 exons. Gene Ontology annotation, cellular component: mediator complex. Gene Ontology annotation, molecular function: transcription coregulator activity. The record is from RefSeq and is a predicted model, not a curated record. The coding region runs from base 1 to 1005 and encodes 334 amino acids.